This is a messenger RNA of Solanum tuberosum (potato), 4989 nucleotides long. RefSeq names its product rhodanese-like domain-containing protein 11, chloroplastic. The record is from RefSeq and is a predicted model, not a curated record. Lineage: Eukaryota; Viridiplantae; Streptophyta; Magnoliopsida; Solanales; Solanaceae. The transcript is spliced from 9 exons. The coding region runs from base 64 to 810 and encodes 248 amino acids.
UAUUAGUUCAAUAAAGGGAAGGAAGAGUGGAUAAGCUCAUCUGUUUCUCUCUACUAAAAAAAAAUGGAAGCUCUUGGUCAUGGGCUCCUACCCCUCGGUGCCGUUAGGACUUGUCAAAAAGAAGGAAGGUGUCAACUUAUCGGUUCAAUCCAUUUUCUUAGCUCUCCAGUCCCAUCUUCUCUAAAAUCGUUAAAGUAUAAGAAUAACAUAAGGAUGCAAGCAGUGCAAGAAGAAUAUGAGUUGAAGCAAAUGAAAGAUAUGGCUGCGGCUAAAAAGAGAUGGGAUGCUCUGAUCAGGGAGGGGAAAGUUAAGGUUCUUACUCCAAGGGAAGCUGGUUAUGCAAUUCAACUCUCGAACAAAAUGUUGCUUGAUGUUCGUCCCUCUAUGGAGCGAAAGAAGGCAUGGGCAAAAGGCUCCACCUGGAUUCCAAUUUUCGAUGUUGAUACUAGUUUAGAACUUCGUACUCUUUCCUUGAAAGCAACAAAUUUUUUGAUGGGAGGUUGGUGGAGUGGUGUCCCUGCUCUUUCUUACAACAAAGAAUUCUUAUCAAAUGUUGAGGAGAAAUUUGCCAAAGAUACAGAUCUUAUUGUGGCAUGCCAGAAGGGAUUGAGGUCCAUUGCGGCUUGUGAGGUGCUAUACAAUGCUGGUUACAACAACAUUUUCUGGGUUCAAGGUGGUUUAGAAGCUGCUGAAGAGGAGGAUCUUGAAAGAGAAGGUCCUCAACCAUUCAAGUUCGCAGGAAUUGGUGGGCUUUCAGAGUUCCUUGGGCACGGUAACCAAGGACCUUCUCUCUCCUACUUCCUAGGAUAGCAGAAGGCUCACGCCGGUGCCGACCACCAUCAACAGACCUUUCUUUCUCAGCCAAUCAAUACUCACCCACUGUGAGAAUUGCUUCAACCUUUUUCUUUUUUCGUUCGCUCCACAGAUCAGGUAUUUACUAUGGCAGACAACAGAAUCUAUUUUAAUGCAGGCUUCAAGUCCUUUGACAUCACAAGAUGGAGUUCCGGCAACACAACCUGGUUUGACUGGGUAGAGAGAAGUAGAAAAAGAAUGCGAAGGAUAACGCUGAGCAGAAAGAUAAUGGAAUGGGUUUGUCCUCAAGGAAGCCUCCAACGACAAUAAGAAUCUGGUUAGAAGAUGGAGGACAAAAGAACAAAUUUUAGAAUUUUACGGCACCAGAAAGUACAACGUACAUGGAAGGUACAUGAGUUUUUUGGCCCUCAUAGGAGAAACCAGAGAAGUUAUUAUUGUUCCUGAACUUGGCAUUAAUGCGGGAUGGAGAGACAUAGCAUUCAAGAUUGAAGGCUUCAUUAACACCACUCCACAAUGUUUAGUCAAACAACAUUCAAAGCCAACUAUUCCGUAUGCUAGGGUAGUUGAGAGAAGUAAAUGGCAACAACAAAGUCACAAAGAAGCCAAUGCUAGCAUAGAGGGCCCACUGGGGAGAAGUAUUACGGGAUUAUUCGGGGGAUCUGAGAGACCCACUCUGACUGCUGUAAGAAAAUGGGCUUCCUCGACCUGGAAGAAAGCAUUUGGAGUUGACAUCUAUGAGAUGGCAGGGCACAUCUUCCUUUUUGAAUUCCCAAAUAAGCACAUGGCAGAACAAAUUCUGCAAGGAGAAUGGAAUUGGAAGAACAUGAAGGUGAAACUAGAAUGGUGGAACCCACUAGUUGGCUGCGUACCAUCACAACAAAGACAGGAAAAGAUCUGGAUCAGAGCAAUAGGAGUGACCCUGCACUUGUGGUCCAAAGAAGUCUUUAAAAAGAAAUAGGUGAUAAAUGUGGAGGAUGGUACAGAUCGGAGGAGGAAACAAAACUGAGAAACCAUCUCAGAUGGACCCGUAUUGAGGUUAAGAAUGAAUGGCAAAAAAUACCUAGAGAGGUUGCCAUAACCAAACAAGGAUACACCUUCAGGAUGCCGAUCUGGAUCGAGAAAGUUACGACCUUUGAGAAGGCAUCGGGAAAAAACAUGGAAAAUCAGAUUUCCAUGGCGGAGACUGCGAAAACUGGGGAAACCCUAGAUGAGGGCUUUGCACGGAGGUCUGUUGCAUGUCCAAUGAAGAGGAUGGGUAAUACCCAGAGGUUAAAAGCAUCUUUUGAAGUCAUCAAGCAAGUAGCCAGAUUGACAGCUGUUGAUUGGAUGGCACACAUGGGAGUGGAAAUAAUUCAAAUUUAAAUCCACGUGAGGAACACGUGAGGUCUCCAAGGCAGGAGAUGAAUAAUUUGAGUCAUGGGCCGGCCCAAAACCAUAAACCACUCCAACAAAAAUUAAAUACCUCACAAGCCCAACCCAAUCUAGAACAACAAGUUGAGGAAUUCUGGGAGGAGACCACGACAAUUAGAACAUCUUCUCCAGAGAAUUUCAACGCAACAGAAAAUCUUGAAUUGACUGCCACAACUUCAGAUGCAGGAUAUGUGGGAGAAAAUUCAAAGAUGAAAGAGACAAGUCUAGAAGAGACAGAGGGGACUGUAAUUGUGAGGGAGAUAAGGGGGAAUGAGAAUUGCAAGGAACAAUCCAUUGUGAUGGGCAAUUCGUGUCUGGAAGUCAGAAACUGGGAAGUGGACGAGGUGAUACCCUUAGCUACAGAAGCAGCUAAACAGGUCGUUGACAAGGAAAAGUCCACAACAGUCUGAGUUCGAAAAAGUUUAAUCAAGCUCGGCAAAAUGUUUGGAGCUGACUUUAAUGGCCAUGAAGAGGAGGCCUUGGAACUUCUUAUGCAAAUUGAUGCGUGCAGGCAGAUUAGAAGGAUGGAGAUAUCAUCAGAAAUCAGAAGAACUACAUUCAAAGGCACCAAUGAAUUGAAGAAUUUAAUUACUUUUGAUGUUAAGUUCAAAGCUAGUGAGGCCAGGAGCACGGGGAAAGGAGGUGCACAACCUGUACCAUGAAGUUCAACCUAGUGUCUUGGAAUGUUAGGGGAAUAAAUGAUGGGGGAAAAGAAGAGUGGUGAAGAGUUGCAUAGAAUUUUGGAAGGCUGACAUAGUGUGCCUUCAGGAAACUAAACUACAAGGAGACAUUCAAGAGAUAGUGAAGCAAAUAUGGGGAGGGAGAUGGGUUAGAUAUGCUUGCCUAGAAGCAAGUGGUACCAGGGGAGGGAUUGUUAUGGGAUAGUAGAGUUUGGAAGGGAGAGGUGCAACAAAUAUGCUAAUUUGCAGUUUUGAAGGCCUGCUCCAAAACUUUAACUAUCACAUUACAGGGGUGUAGGCACCAAAUUGCAACGUGGAAAGAAGAGAGGUUUGGGAUGAAUUAGGUGCGGUCAGAGGUUUAAUGGAGGGCCCUUGGGUAGUAUGUGGGGACUUCAAUGUAUGCAGGUUCCCCACAGAGAAGAGAAACUGCCAAAGGAGAUCUACUGCCAUGGUAGAAUUCUCAGACUUCAUAGAAGACCUGGAGCUUAUUGACUUGCCACUUGAAGGAGGAACACAUACUUGGUUCAGGGGAGAUACAAACAAUGUUGCAUCAAGGAUAGAUAGAAUCCUAUUCACAACCGAGUGGAGUGAACAAUUUAGUAAAAUGAAGCAGGUUGCUCUACAAAGACUGACAUCAGACCAUGUGCCUAUAGCUUUACACUGUGGACCAUGGGGAUCUGAACAAAUCUUAUUUCAAGUUUGAAAAUUGGUGGUUGAACACAGAGAGGGAUUUAUAGAUAAAAUCAGGUCUUGGUGGAAUUCUUUUGCAUAUACAAGAAACCAAACUACAUUUUAGCAUGCAAAUUGAAACCACUGAAGGGUAAGCUCAAGGAAUGGAGUAAGGAAGAAAAAGGAAAUUUGCUUUUGGAAAGAUCCAUCCUGUUAAACAAGAUGGCAACUUUGGACUCUAUUAUUGAUAAUAGAGCACUAACAGAGGAAGAGGCUGCAUUAAAGGCAACUACUUUCCUGGAGUAUGAAAAACUACUCAAGAACGAAGAGACUGCAUGGAGGCAUAGAUCCAGAAUUUUGUGGCUAAAAGAAGGUGACAACAACACUAAGUUCUGUCACAAUUCAGCCAAUGCACAUAAAAGGAGUAACUGUAUUGACCAACUGGAAGUACAAGGUGAGACAGUGAAGGAGCCAGACAAAGUGAAAAAGGAGAUCAUACAGUUCUAUAAGAAGCUGUACACAGAAGCAGAGAGAUGGAGACCUGCAGGAAACAUGAUAAAUUGUCCUACAAUCUCAGUAGCAGAAAAAAGUACAAUUACAAGCCAAAUUUGAGGAGGAGGUGCUCAACUGCCUGAAAAAGUGUGCUAUAGAUAAGGCCCCCUGGACCUGAUGGAUACACAAUGGGCUUCUUCAUCAAAUGCUGGGAAGUUCUAAAACAUGACAUUAUGAAUGCCUUCCACAACUUCUAUGAACAUGAGAUAUUUGAAAGAGCUUCAAUGCAACAUAUAUUGCACUGAUUCCCAAAAAGAAAGGGGCAAAGAAGUUAAAAAGAUUUUAGACUAAUUAGCUUGAUAGGCAGUUUCUACAAGCUUUUGUCUAAAGUGUUGACUGAAAGGAUCAAAAGGGUGAUGGAUAAAUUGGUAAACUCCCAGCAAAUGGCUUCAUUCAGGGCAGACAAAUUAUGGAUGCAGUAUUGAUAGCUAAUGAAGCAGUAGACUCAAGAAUAUCACAAAAGAUGCCUGGAAUCCUAUGCAAAUUGGAUAUAGGGAAAGCUUAUGAUCAUGUGAAUUGGGGGUUUCUAAUCAACACUCUCAAGAGAAUGGGAUUUGGGGAGAAGUGGAUCAAGUGGAUCAGAUUCUGAAUCUCAACUGUAAAAUUCACAGUAGUGAUAAAUGGAUCACCCGAAGGUUUUUUUGCAGCUCAAAGGGGAAUAAGACAAGAGGACCCUCUGUCCCCUUUUCUGUUCAUCCUAGCCAUGGAGGGUCUCAAUAAUAUGAUUAAGAAACCCUCAGGGGUUGGCCUGCUGGCAAUUGACUUGAGCCUUGGGGUUUGCUCCCUUUCAAGGUCUCAAGUUCGAAACCCACUGGGUGCAAACAAUUUCUGAGGGCCAUCGGACUGGGUAAAACCUGAAUUAACC